Messenger RNA from Stylophora pistillata, 11017 nucleotides. Its product is annotated as polycystin-1. Lineage: Eukaryota; Metazoa; Cnidaria; Anthozoa; Scleractinia; Pocilloporidae. Gene Ontology annotation, molecular function: protein binding; calcium channel activity. The record is from RefSeq and is a predicted model, not a curated record. Gene Ontology annotation, cellular component: membrane. Gene Ontology annotation, biological process: detection of mechanical stimulus.
UGUGGACUCGUAGGGUACCAAUUCUCGGCGUUAAGGAACGGCGAGCAGUGCUGGUGCUCAGAUUCACUGGACAUGAGCAGCAUAGUCGGGGAGCCACAAUGCAACGAGCCGUGCACGGGAAACAUUGUCUUGCGUUGUGGAGGGCGGGAAUCUUACAGUGUUUACCAAGCUUUGGGGAAUUACAAUUUUUCGUUUGAGGUGACAGUGCCGGAAAGCACGUUCGUGUACGAAAGGAUUACCGCUACAUAUUCCAGUUACCCAGGCGCCUCCUACACGCUGGAUUUUGGCGAGGAUGUUGUGUUCACCACACAGAACACGUCGGUGUCCUACAUUUACCACACAGAUGGCCAACAUAGCGGUUAUGGCCGCGUCCUGCUGGGGGAAUAUGGAGAAGCUCAAACGAAGUUCACUUCAUGGGCGGUGAACGUUCACUCUCGUGCGGCUCAUUUUGAACUCAACUGUCCACCAGCCGUUGAGGCAAAUGAAGAGUUUCAUUGUCCUGUCAAAGUCUACCAAGGAUCCAACAUGCAUCUCGAUAUCCAAUUCACCGGUGGAAACUCAUAUACAACACCUUUAGACGAUGCUAUUUCUAGACUUGUGGGAGAGAAUUUUCAAAUCGAAGCCAGAAGUGCUCUGAGCCAGUCCUCGAACAAAACAAUACUAAUCCCCAGCUACAGGUUUGAAGAAGAUGGCAAGUUGAUGGGAUGGAGAAUUUGUUCGCAGACCAGCGGCUUCGUUUCCCUACAGGCAUUCAGACCGGUUUGCGGUAAAGGGACAUACAAUAAAUACUGUUAUUCGAACAGCAAAUGUGCUAUUAACCUGACACCCUGUGCUAAUCUACAUGCCUCUACAUGCACGAGUAGCCAGGUGUUUUCCACCGCAACGGGCACGUGCACUGACGAAAACAUGACGCCCCAAUACAUGCCGAGCGCAGCUCUGGGCGAGAAGUACGAGCUAGUUAUAGAAAGUCAUGUCUUCCUCUCCAAGCCUGGAUGUCAUAUUUUUCAGUUUGAUGACGUCAAGAACUGCACAGAUGUAAAGGAGGGAGAUAUCCUAGGGUUUACCUAUUAUGGACAAGGAUUUGCUGAGAUAACGUCUCGGAAUUCUGGGGACAGUCGGAAGAUGAAUGCCACAGCAUUUACUUUUGGCGAUUUACAGCCUAGCCUUGGUUCGAUUAUCACAACCGCUUCGAAUUCUCCAAGUGAAUCACAAAUCCAGUAUGCGAUUGCAGCAAUUCAACAACUUCCCUCGCUGUUUUGGUUUACUCAUAACUACUCCAUCGGUAGUUAUAACGAGGAAGCUACAGUCCGCGGUCCACACAAUACCUUAAAAGACACAACAACAAUCGUUGCUACUGAAGGGGUGGCCAAUGUAACUUGGACAACGCCUAAAGCUGUAGCUACGAAUGCCACUUAUACUAUCACAAUACAUCCUCACAAAGGUUAUAAUGUCACUUAUGUUGUGGACUUUGGCGCCGGGAAGAACAACACCAUGCAGAAAAUUCGUCUGGAUACCGAUCUGCCGUCCAGCUAUGUAUAUCAUGCGAGCGGUUCUUACAGAAUUUCUCUGUACGUUAUCAAUAUGAUGUCGUUUCAGAUAAAGGCCUGUUAUGUGACUGUUCAAGAUAUCGUCCUAGGGGAAUAUACCGUGAUAAUCAACGUGUCGAACUGGGUUUCCAACGCGUCUAUUGAAGACAUGGCUGUUGUGGAAUUGCCGCUGAAAGGCGUGACAUGUAACGUCAUCCAUGCUAAUAGGGACAUCGAAGUGAAUGAGACCGUGACCGUUGAAAUAACAGUCUCCCAAGGAACCAAUGCUGACUUUUUUAUUGACUUUGGAGACGGUUCGGUUACUACAACCCGAGAACUAAGAGUUCAGCAUUCGUAUUCGUACUAUGCCUUCUUCAAUGUUAGUAUUUCAGCUUAUAAUAACGUGAGCAGAGAGAACGCAUCCCAAGAGAUUCAAGUUCACAAGCCAGUUAAGCCACUGAUCGGGUUCAACGUCACCUGCCCUCACACUAAUUUAACUGACAACGUGCCCUGUAUGCUCAACAUCACAGGAGGAACGGACUUCAGGUGCACGUGGAAUUGGGCGGACCACACAACCAGUGAAACUCAUGUCGUGGAUCUUGGAAAUUUCACGUAUCACAACUACAGCGCUGUGGGGCAUUAUAACGUUGCUUUAAAUUGUACCAAUCGCUUGUACAACACAACCGCAGAAACCACAGCGAUCGUUGAGGUUCCAAUUCUUGGCUUCAACGUUGAUGACCCAAUUGCCAAACCUUUUCAAAAGGAUUUCACGUUGACCUGGCGUACCGUUUCAGGUACCGACGCCAUCUAUAAUCUAACCUUCACGCACGUGAUCGAUGGGGCUUCCUUCAAUGUGACAGACAUCACCACGUCUAAGGAUAAGACCUCCGGAUCGGCUGUCAUAACUUCAGACAUGAUGCCCUUACUUGGCUUUUACGAGCUCAUGGUGACAGCUAUCAAUUACGUCACUCCACGUCAAACCAUUUGUCUAACCGUCAUGAUUGAUGUUCCAAUAACUACGCCAGUUCUAACCCGUGCCAGUAAGUUUGUGGAGGUGCACAUAGAGACAAACUUCUCGUUUAGUUUAAAAGCUGGGUCUAACGUAAGCCUGUGGUGGAAUUUCACCGAUGGUUCACUGGUUAUACAACAAAACUACCUAGGACCCUUCCCUGUCGACGGCAUGACUAUUGAACACACGUUUCAUGACGAGGGCGAAUACAUAGUUCACCUUUUUGGUAAUAACAGCGUCAGUAACUUUACCAGUGUUAUCCCUGUUUUCAUACAAAACCCACCUAAUUUAACCCUCACGUCGAACAGCCCACAAGAGAUUCCACUGGGAACGAUCACUUUUACGAUUGCUGUUAAGCCGGGAGAAGAACCCCCAACUGAUGCAAACUACACUGUGCAUUAUGGCGAUGGGAGCACGUCCGCGGAUCAGCCUUUUUCCGCUCCUCUUGUGCUGCAAAACAGCUAUCAAGACCACGGCGCCUAUGUCAUGAAUAUCACCGUAGCCAAUCAAGUACAGUUCGCCUUCUUAGAGACUGAAGUCGAAGUUCAAACACCAAUAGCAGGUUUACAAACUUUUCUUGUUCAUACUGGACCCGAGGAGGAAGAAGGCAAGCCGGGGAAAGGUCCUGGGAAUACAUACUUUCCAAAUGACUUUCCAGUCAUGUUUAGCACCUCCAUUAGAAACGGGACAAAUGUCUCUUACUUCUGGGACUUCGAUGAUGGAGAAAGUGUAACCACGGUGAACACUUCCCUGAAUCAUACUUUUAAAGACCCUGGAAGGUACGAGGUCAGGCUUAUUGCCGAAAAUGCUAUCAGUCGUAACAUCACAACUAGAGUCGUCAACAUGCAGCGUAUGAUAAAAAUUAGCACAUUCCAAACGGAUGGAUCUCAAACUCUGGGAAAACUUAUUUCAUUUGAGGUUGUUCUUGACGAAGCUGGAACUGACUCGUGCUUUUUUGUGAACAUCAGUGGCUACAAACUCAUGAACUUUAAAAAUUCCAAAUCCUGUCCUUCAGCUUGUGGUGAAGCAAGUUCAAAGGGGACAGUCUGGAGUAAUCCUAAAAAAUUCUCCUGGACACAGGAGUGUGUUAAGGUUGGAGUAUUAAACGUGACUGUCACUGCGUGCAAUCUGGUCCACACUAUCGUCAAACGAGGGGAAGGGGUGUGUACACAAAAGCAAUGCAAAUUCCCUAAUGUGACCAUGAAAACUAAUUUGGUUGGACAAAGCCCAGAAAACGCGGUGGGGUACCCUAAAAAGAAAGGGUUCAAGAUCAGCAACGUCAUAACUCUGGACUGCGAAGCAACAGACCAGACUGAAUUUCAUUGGCAGGUUAAUAAAAUGGAGACCUCCUCCAAGGAGAGGAGUGUUUCUGUAGCGACGACUAUUUCAUUGACUGCUCCAAGCCUGGACGUUCCCGCCAGAGGGAUUUCAGAGUAUGGAGUAUUCCGUCUCAUUUUCAGCGUGGCUAUGGUCAACGUAACAGGAGUCGUCAGCUUUUCCUAUGGUUACAUCAAAAUUGAAGCAUCUGACAUUGAAGCAGUAAUAGAUCAGGGAACAUCCAGAGCAGUGGGGCAAGGGAAAGAUACAACAGUCAGUAGCCUAAAGACCAGUGAUCCAGACGAAGUGUCGAAUAGUCCAAGUGACUUCCAAUUCUGUUGGUUCUGCGCUAAGAAAGGAAGCUACGAUCCUGGCCUGCUGGAAAACUGCACCCAGCUUGACGCCUACCCCUUAAUUCCAAUUCCAAUAUCUGAUUCGGGUAACGAUACCAACAGUACGUCGACCGAACUUGAUGAAGAUGGCUGCUUUGGAUAUCCAAAGGGAAGACUGAAUACAUCUGAGCCAAGUAUUACAUUUAACACGCUCAGGAUGGCAGCCUUCACGGACUACGAAGUGUGUGUUCAAGUCGGCAAAGAUACCAGGAAAAGUACUGCUUGCAUUACUCUGCAAAUGACUGCUGGAGACCCUCCUGAAGUGGCGAUUACCUGUUCCAAGCAAGCUCCAAACUGUGGCAGGAAGAUAAACCCAUCGGUAAACCUGAAUUUAAUUGGAAACGCUGAUUGCGAUUUAUGCGGUGAUCAGACUGCUGUCGCAUAUCUGUGGAUAAUAUCUGUAAAAAAUGGUGAUGACUAUGUUGAUGUUUCAAAUCCAGCCGCAAUGGUGGCCACCCCUCUCGACGGCAAAACCCUUGCCGUAAAGCCUGACAAGCUUAAAGGGGGAAAAACUUAUAAAUUCCGCUUGGAAAGCUGGGUUAUAUCAACCAAAAAACAAGUGUUCGGAUUUGCAGAAUAUGAAAAAGAGGUUAAUAUGCCGCCACAAAAUGGUCGGUGUGAUGUCUUUCCAAAGCAGGGUUUCGCCUUACAACCCGACUUCAGAAUCACUUGUUCCGGAUGGUCUGACGAUACUAAACUGAUCUACAGUGUAACAGCCAGUGUCGAGACUGGUCAAGCAGAACUUCCUAUAUCACCCGCCGAGCCACUUUCGAUGGACCAGACUUACUCUCUGUCGUCUAAAACUUUACCAGUCGGCUUAGCUCAAUACGAAAACUACAUUGACGUCAUCAUUACAAUCAAAGAUGAAGACGAUGCUGAUACAAAAUUCAUCGUAAAAGUGCAGGUAAAAAUGCCCGCAGGAAACGCAGCAGAAAUUUCCGCCAAGUUGGAUGAAGCAACAGCUAAUAUCGAUGUACUUAUAAGUUCUGGGGAUCCAGAUGCAGCGUUGAAUGCGAUUGGUGGAGUCGCUUCUGCUAUGUCAGCUCAAUCAGCCCAACGAGAUUCUGCGCAGAAUGAAGAAGUGAAACCGAGUGAAGAGGAGCAAAAGGAACAGAAAGAGAGGAAAGAAAUGCUUGUUGGAAUACUUACCAAGAUACCUCCUCCCUCAAACCCUGAAGAUGCCUUAAAGAUAACAGGCGCUUUAGAAGCGAUCAACUCUGGACCAAAGACAACGCUCUCAUCUGAUGCAAAGGGUAAAAUGGCUGAAACAAUGUCAAAAUGUGCCGGUGUCCUCCACACUCCAAUGAGUUCCAAGAAACGGGAAACCUUAGCGAAGUCUCUUGUGACCAGCAUUAGUGCUGUAUUAAUUCUUGAUGAUGAUGAUGAUGAUGAUGAUGAUGAACAAAAAUCUUCCGAGGAUUCUACCGAAGAAAAGGGCAAUGACGAGGACGAGAAGGCCAAGCAAAAGACACUUGACGUUACUAGCCUGAUUUUAUCCACUGCUGGUAACUCUUUAGUUACUGGUGAAGAGUUCAAAGUGGAGAGCUCAGAUCUCAGUCUGAAGGCAAAGAAAGAAAGCAUGAAUAACGUGAAGGAGGUUCAAGCUGGUGGAAGUAAAAUCAAGGGUCUUGGCACCGCUGUCGAUAAGAACUCGUCUGAACCAGUUCAGAUGCAGAUGUCCUCUUUUAGUGGCAGUCCCUUUAGUAAAUCAGCCGGGAAGGUUGACAGUGGAGUCACUCAAUUAGAACUCAAAGAUGAAAGUGGAAAUCCUAAGAACAUCUCUAACCUCACCUCUUACAUGGACAUUUUUAUUCCGGCGAAAAAUGGCUUGGCAAAGCUUGAGACACAUACCAUUAAAAUGAGUGAUAUGCUUGUGAUGCAGUUAAACGUGACAAACAACAAGAGUGCGAUAUAUGUGUGGGGCGUCCCUGAGCAUAAUAACACACAGACUGUAGUAUUCUGCAAGAGAGGCUCCAAACCAUCAACAACUGACUACGACUUUCGUCAAGCUAUACCAAAUGAUCUGUUUAGGAACGAGUCAGAGGAGACUGGGACGAGCGAAAAUUCAACUGAUGCUCAGUCUGAUCCCCAGCGUUAUCAAAUGUUCUUAGACAACGAUGAUUUGAACCAAACGGCCAGCGGUGUAUGGUUUAUCGGCUUUUACUACAAUGGAUCUGUUAAAACAAAUGACGAUGAAACGCUCCCUGCGGAAAACAAGCUCAACAUCACUAUAUUCGAAAGUACUUGCAAAUACUACAACACUAUAAAUAAAACAUGGGAUUACCACGGUUGCAAGGCUGGUCCGCAAACGACUCCAACCGAACGUCACUGUCGUUGCAAUCAUCUGACGUCCUUCGCGAGUGACUUUUUCGUGCCACCUAACAAGAUCGACUGGGAUAAAGUGUCUUUAGAAGAGCUGUUCAACAACCCUUUGGUAUUCUCAGUGGUGUGUGGCAUUUUCGGUCUGUAUUUUCUUCUGGUCUUAUGGGCCAGACGAGCGGACAGAAAAGACUUGGAAAAGGUUGGAGUCGCUCCUCUACCAGACAACGACCCACGAGACACCUACAUGUACGAGGUGGUAGUAUACACGGGAUAUUCCAGUCAUGCGGGAACAUCAUCUGAGAUUCGUAUUGUGCUAACUGGUGGUCUAGACGAAACCUCUCCUCGUCGCUUGAAAGACGCGGAGCCCGGUCGAAGAAAGUUUUGCCGCGGAAAUGUCGAUUACUUUUUGUUGAGCGUGCCUCGUUGCUUGGGAAAGCUGAAGACUUUGAGAAUUUGGCAAGACAACACUGGCAACGAUCCGUCCUGGUACCUCCUCAGAAUCAUGGUACAUGAUGUUCAAAGUGAUAUCAAGACUUGGUUUAUUUGCGAUCGAUGGCUAGCCGUGGAGGAAGAUGAUGGAUGCGUUGAGCGCGUACUGACCCCAGCCAGUAAAGAAGAGCUAACCAGCUUCAAUCUGCUCUUCUCCACUGAAGCUCGGAAGAACUUUACAGAUGGCCAUCUGUGGUUCUCCGUCAUCACACGCCCGGCGAAAAGUAAUUUCACCCGAGUACAGCGUCUCUCUUGUUGCUUAUCAAUCUUACUUUGCACUAUGCUUGCUAACGCAAUGUUUUAUCAAGUGGGAACCGAGUCUUCAAGUGGCACAUCUGUUCACAUCGGGCCUUUUAGUUUCUCCAUAAAGCAACUGUCCAUCGGGAUUACCAGCAGCUUGGUCGUACUUCCGGUCAAUGUCUUGAUUGUGACAUUUUUCCGAAAAGCGCGGCCAGCAGAAGCAAAGAAAGGCCUGGACAAAGACCAGGAUCCGAACGGCCAAAGCCCAAAAUAUGAAAUAUCCGGCGAGAAAACAAACCAAAUCAGCAAAGAACCGGAAGCCGCUGAAAAAGAGGACGACGAAAAGAAAAAGGAAAACAAAAAGAAAAAGAAAAAGACUCUUCCACAUUUUUUUGUCUAUAUCUCCUACGUUUUGGUUUUCAUCUCUUGUACAGUCUCAGCCACUUUUACUGUGUUUUACGGGCUGACAUUUGGAAAAGAAAAAUCCGCUGGCUGGUUGUCGUCGAUGAUGAUUUCGUUUUGGCAAGACGUACUCAUUUCACAGCCUCUUAAGGUGUUCGCAGCUGCUAUGUUCUUUGCAGUAGUGAUCAAAGAUCCGAACAAGGCAGAAGAAGAAAAUGAACAAGAAGCUAAUGAACUAAACGCAGACGAAGAAGCGAUUCAUACCAAAUCACAGAACAGCGAGGAGGAGAAAACUCUGCGAAAGAUUGGCUUCGUCGAUAAACCACCCAAUGAAGAAAAACUUGAGUACGCACGUCGACUGAAGGUCAAGCAAAAAGCCAUGAAGGUGAUCAUACGUGAGAUUGUUCAAUACUUCGUUUUCCUGAGCGUGUUGCUUGUUGUGGCUUAUGGUAGUCGAGACCCGAUGGGCUAUCAAGUGACAAGUGCUAUGAGGGACAUGUUUGAGGAAGGGAAAUACUCAGGGCUUGAUGCAUUUGACGAGAUAUCAGAUUAUCGCUCCUACUGGGAAUGGGCUCAGCAAACGCUCAUCCCUACUCUUACGCCACGGUUCUGGUAUGGCCCCAUUGCCAUUGAAGAAAAAGACAUUACGAAUGAAGAGGCUACCAACAGUGACACAAAAAGAACAAAACAUAAAAAGGUUGUGAUGACGACAACAACUGGCAGCAAAUACGAUGUUGGUUCGUCCUCAGUGUUGUUUAGCUACGAGGGCAAGUUUGUCGCUGAUCAUAGCACGGCGUAUCUUAUAGGAACGCCCAGACUUCGCCAACUCAGGAUACAGAAAAACAAAUGCAAAUUACUCCCGACAUUUAACGCGCUGUUCGAUGAAUGUAACUUGGCCUAUGAUUGGGAUUAUGAAGAUAAAGAAUAUUACGAGGAGGGCUGGGUGCCAAUGCCAUCCAAUACAAGCACUGAAGAAAUGGACCCGACCCCAUGGACCUAUCAGACGCAGUGGAAACUAAAAGGAACUCCUUACUGGGGGCAAUUUGCUACUUACCUGGGAGGAGGUUACGUGGCAGACUUUGGAGCCAAGCGGGAUGAAGCCGAAGAGAUAGCUAAAAAACUCUCCUCCUUGAACUGGAUAGACCGACACACCAGGGCAAUCUUUGCAGAAUUCGCGAUUUACAAUGCUCAGACGAACUUCUUCUGUGUAAUUACCCUGCUCUCUGAGAUUCUUCCAUCUGGGGGAUACUACUUGAGCCCUAGAAUUCAAACCAUCCGACUCUACCGCUAUGUAGGACCAGAAAUGGUGUUUGUAAUGGCCUGCGAAUUAGGCUACAUGGCGUUUCUGCUUUACUUCCUCUACAAGCAGGUCAAGAAAUACAGGAGUGAGCGACGAGAGUAUUUUAAAGACCCUUGGAACUAUUCAGAGCUGUUAGUUCUGGGGUUUUCCCUGUCGGCAGUGGGGCUGUAUUUCGCGCGUUUAGCCCUCACCAAAUACAGUCUUCGCAGUAUGCAAGACGAACCAAACAAGUUUGUUAGCUUCCAGUACGUGGCGUUUGUGGAUGAAUGGGUGUCCGCUACAACAGCCAUGGCAGUGUUUUUCUCUGUAUUAAAAUUCCUCCGUCUGCUGAAAUUCAAUCGGCGCGUUUCCACUCUUAUGAUAACCAUCAAACUAGCUAGCAAACCUCUGUCGUCGUUUAUGUUGCUAUUCUUUAUUCUGUUCCUGGCUUUCGCGCAGUUUGCGUUUGUGGUGUUUGGAAUCAAUAAUGAGGACUAUGCGUCAUUCCCAAGAACUUUGGGAAGCAUGAUGUCCUUGACCCUUGGAAGUUUUGACUUUGAUUCCUUGACCAGCUCAAGCCGAAUUCUUGGUCCCAUGUUCUUUUUCUCGUACGUGGUUAUAGUGUUAUUUGUUCUCAUGAACGUGUUCAUUGGCAUCUUGAAUGACGCACUGAGCGAAGUGUCCAACGAUUCGUCCAUACAGUCCAACGAACAUGAAAUUCUCGACUUCAUGUUGCAUACCUUCAAGCGUACCGUUGGUAAACAGGUUGGCCCUGCAAUUAAACCCAACUACAAAGAGCCAAAGAACCAGUUUGAGCUGAACUUGGACAGCAUCGAGGAAAUCUCAGAGAAUGUUCAGUACGCUUUGAGAAACAUCUGCAUGGAGGACAUUAGGCAAACCAACUGGUUUGAACCCGAAAAUACAAACAAGAAGAAACAAAUUGUGAUGAUGCUGGUUUUGGAAACAGACGAAGACUUUACGGAGAACGACAUUUGUGAUAGCAUUCCCGUUCUUGAUGAUUUAAUGGCAAAGCACGAUGAAAGCGAGCUUUUGAGGAAGCUUAUUUACUACCGCGAAGAAAAGAGACUAGAAGAGGAAGCCUCGCAGAACGAGGACGACCAAUCGGGUAAAUCUUCGGAUGACGACGAGGACGAUCAGUCGGAAGACGAUCUCGACUCGGAUGACGACAACGCAAGCGUAGCUAGCGGGGACAGUGAAUCGAGACCCCAGAAGCAGAAAUUGAGAUUCGUUGAGCCAGCCGAUGCAGAAUCUAGGGACGGAAGGGAUCGAGGCUCCGCCCGGUCAGACGCAAGGCUUAAUCUACAAGCCAGUGGCACGUCUGAAGUGUGAGCUUGGACUGAAAACUUUUCGACUUUAUUCAUCUAAGAGUUCAAUUCAAAGCUCAUUUUGCACCUGCGCUCUUCUAACCGCACACUACUACUUAACUUUCACAAAAUGUGACUAUUAAAUAGACUUCUCGAGAGCACGAGUUGAGUAUACAAACUUUAACAUUAACCAAAGACGAAUGGAAAGGACUUGUGAGUUCAGAUAAUUUUUUUUCUGCUAUAUGUGGGCGAGUAGAUCGCUGGACUAAAUUCAUUUUGAAUCUGUGUGAACCAAAUGCCAAGCGAACAGUGAAAUCAUUCGGCAAAACUGAAAGGUGAGAAUUUUUCAAGUGGGCUAUUUUAUUGUCACGAAGAAGUAGCUAAAAGGCGACUGCGCUCGCUGUUUAUAGCAGUGAACUAACUUGUAAAUUUUCACUGUAACUUACGUAGCCCAUUAGAACUCGGCAUUGGUUUUUCCAUGAAAACUCCUAGCGAAGGGUAAAGAACUCUUUAGUUUUUAAAUAUAAAUGGCACAAAUGGCAAACUAUGACCCAUUAAGUGCACUGAACACAUUCUUUUAACCAGUAGACUCCUACUUGUUCAAGGAAAGGAGAAUUCGAUUUGCACCGUUCUGAUUUGUGUCUUCAUAAAUGUAGAUAAAAUAUACACUCACAAAUGGCCUAUCAAAAAGGAAAUGAUUAAAUGCAUGCCUUUGA